Molecule: messenger RNA, 1086 nt
Organism: Trematomus bernacchii (emerald rockcod)
Lineage: Eukaryota; Metazoa; Chordata; Actinopteri; Perciformes; Nototheniidae
Product: golgin subfamily A member 6-like protein 2
Exons: 2
Coding region: 1-1086 (361 amino acids)
Source: RefSeq, a predicted model, not a curated record
AUGGCUUUAUCAACUGCGUCACGGAUCACGGACAUUGACACAUUACAGCGGAGUGUGGAGAGGGAUGGAAAAACUGUGAAUGAACAAGGAAAGGACAAUGACAACGAGAAUACGAGCGGACAAAAUGGAAAAACAGGAGUAGGGGAACAAAAAGAGGUGAGAGAGGAGCUGGAGAGGGUGGUGGAAGAGGAGAAAUAUAAAAGAGAGCUUACUGUGGUGGUGGCGGUGGAAAGCGGAAAAGCAGUGGGACACUAUGCCCGGGACUGUGUGGCUCGGGAAGAGGGGGCGAGUGGAGCCAGGGGGAGAAGAAGUGCCCAGGCGGAAAAAACAGCUGAGAAUGAAAUUGAGGAAGAGGAGGGUGGAAGUCAGGAAGAGAGUGAAGAAGAGGGCAGAAGUGAUGAGGCUGGGAGCAGUUUAAACAAAGAAGCUGUGGCUGCUGUUGCGGCUAUAUUUGUUGCUGCUGCUGCAAAGAGAGCCGCUGAUACGGCUGCCGCUGACGAUGGAGGAGACGGAGGGAGGAAGAAGGGGAAAGCAGACUACGGAGGUGCGUGUAGUAGUGGAGCCAAUGCUGCUGCUGUUCCAGCUGCUGAUGUUCCUGCUGCUAUGGAUGCUGGAAAGGCUGCGAGGAGUGGUGAGGGUUUGGUGGAUACUGAGGCGGAUGCUGAUGUGGAUGUUGAUCCGGGUGCGGAUGCUGAUGCGGAUGCUGAUGCGGAUGUGGAAGCUAAACCUGAUGCUGGAGGAGGAGCUGUUGGUGAGAGGAAAGGAGGAGAGGGAGCAGGAGAUGGAGGAGGUGAUGGUGGAGACGGGGGACAGACUGCUGAGGAAAUGGAGGUCAGUUCGGUCGUGUCUGACAUGGAGGAGGGAGGAGACUACGAGGAGAACGAGUCUGAUGGAGAAGAGGUGGAGAUGAUGGGACCUCUGGGGGGGAAGAUCUUCGGAGAGACAAACGCUGUGAUAAAGAGCAGAGGAAUAAGGAGAGAAUCCAGCAGGCUAAAUGCAAAGAGGAAAGUAGAGAAGGAUAAGGAGGUGGAGAAAAGACGGGUGAAAACGUCAGGAGGAGCUACAAAGUGUCUGGAAAAAAAAUGA